AUGACCGAAGAGACAAAUCAGUCCGUUGUUAGACCUGUAAGUUAAAAAUUGUCUUGAACUUUUCGAAUAAAAUGUUUUAUGGCCUAGUUAAAUGCAAGAAAGGCGAAAGACGUGUGUAAGACUUGUAAGGUACAACGUUGUAUAAGAGUUCUUAUUAAAAUUAAUUUUAGGAAGUCCCGUUUGCUGCUCUCAUACCUGGUGGAGUCUUUCCUGGACGUGCUAUUGUCGUCAGAGGUCAUGUGAAUGAAAGUAAGUGUUUAUGUUAAGAUUUACAACCUUUAGAGAGUUCUCGAUUUACCAUCGAUUUGUGUUGUGGUCAUGUCGUGUCUGGAGAUCAUAGAGAUGACAAAGCUCUUCACUUUAAUGCCAGGUUUGAUCACAAGGGACCAUGGUAAGUAUUAUAAGGGACCAUGGUAAGAAUAACAAACGAGGGAACUGUAUUGCUGACUAUUGUAAGCGAUAUUUUAGUGAUUUAUUUAUGUGUAAGUAGGGUACUAAUGGUUUUAAAAUUUCUGCGAUGUAGUUUAAGAUACUUUUAGGCCUUUUGGCAAAGCGGACCGAGAUAUCGUGAUGAAUUCUCUUGUGAAUAACGUUUGGGGAUUGGAACAUCGGGUACAGAAUCAUAUGGAAGUUAACCAGCCUUUUACUCUACGGAUCUUGGUUUUACGGGAUUAUUAUAAAGUAAGUUUUAAAUACUUUAAUUUAGACUAUAAGUAAAAAAAACAUUAUUGGGUUAUUUCAGAUCCUUUAGAUUUAAAAAUUUUUUGUGAACAUAGUGAACUAAAAGUUUGAUUUUUAGCUCACUUUAAAUGGAAAGUUCUUGUGUGACUUUGUGCAUCGCCUUUCGAUAGAUCGGAUUGCUUGUAUAUACAUUGAUGGAUGUAUCCAGGUUGAUGAAAUACAAUAUCAAGGGACUGUAAGUUAAAGCAUUUUUGAUCUGGUCAAGUUUACGUUACUAAUUUACUUAUUUAAUUUCUGUUCCUUACUGUUGUCAUAAAGAUAGUGGUUUUCAGCCACAAGUGAACCAAUCGGGUGACAACACACCUACAAAUGAACUUAUAUCGAUCAACAAACCGGUAAGUAAAUGUACGAGUUUAUACUAGUUUUUAGGCGAUUCCAUUUGUACAUCAAAUGGAUGGAUUUGUGCCUCCUAGAAGGUUAAAGGUAACGGGAACGCCGAAGAUGAGUGCCACAAGAUUUGAAUUCGAUUUUCAAAACAAAAAAGAAGAAUACGUGUGCCAUUUUAGGGUGGAUUUGCCAUUUAAAGACGUUCCUAAGGUAAAUCAUCUUGUUAAGAUUUUAAAAUUGUCUUCCUGCCGUUGUUAUUUGUCAUUUUUUAUUAAGUAUAACUAGUACAUUUAUGUUUUAAGGGAGCCGUUGUACGUAAUUCCACCAAAGCCGACGUUUGGCAAGAAGAAGAACGUGACAUACCAACCUUCCCCUUCAAGUUUGGGCACACUUUUGACAUGAUUUUCAUUGCUCGUGUCGAUUCUAUUGAGGUGAGUUAGUGCAUUUAUUAAUUCGUUUACAUAUUAUCUUAUGUCUCUAUAAUCCUGCGGGGUUUAUCUAACUCACAAUCAGUCCCGUUUUGAAAUUUCUUCAACAAAAGACUUAAAAAGUGACGUUUUACUUUUAGGUAGUCGUUGACGGACUACCGUACUGCAUAUUUCACUACCGUUUCCCUCAAACCGCCGCUGGUAUAAGUUCGUUCAAGAUAUACGGUGACAUUGUUGUUCAAAAUUUUGAACUUCUGUGA
Bursaphelenchus okinawaensis is the source of this 1756-nucleotide messenger RNA. The record is from the annotation of a GenBank genome assembly. NCBI's taxonomy places the organism in Eukaryota, Metazoa, Nematoda, Chromadorea, Rhabditida, Aphelenchoididae.